AGUCAGGACACAACUGUCAAAGACAAGCCGUUUUAACGUAUACAAUCGUCAGAUUAUGUACACCGACAGUUCUACUUUCUUGUUACUUUUUAUAUCAAGAAAACAUACCUGAUAUCGGUAAUAGAACAGUCGAUAUCAGAAACUGAGCAUUACACGUUCAAAAGGUUUACCAUGCCGUGCUACGAAAAUAAAAAGUCCCUCCACUGCAUUACUGAUUUUAAAUAAAGUUUGUGUGACUCAACCUUCGACCGAAAAUGGCGGCGCCCUGGUCCACAAUGAAGUUCUGGAAACCUGGAACGGAAGGUCCAGGUCUCGGUCUCAGUGAGGAACGCGAGGGGACUGCAGAGGUCGGCGGCUCUAUAGUCUACAACCCUUAUGCCUCACUGUCCAUCGAGAAACAGAGGCAGAAGCUUCCCGUGUUCAAGCACAGAAAUUACAUCCUGUACCUGUUGGAAAACUAUCAAACUGUGGUGAUCGUUGGAGAAACAGGAUGUGGGAAAAGCACUCAGAUUCCUCAGUAUCUCCUGGAGGCUGGAUGGGCUGCAGAGGGGAAAGUGGUGGGAGUGACCCAGCCACGAAGGGUGGCUGCAGUCUCUGUGGCUGGCCGUGUGGCCGAGGAAAGAGGGGCAUUGCUGGGCCAUGAGGUUGGAUACACAAUACGGUUUGAUGAUUGUUCUGAUGCCCAUGCCACACGCAUCAAGUUCCUGACUGAUGGAAUGCUGGUGAGAGAAAUGAUGGCGGAUCCUUUAUUAAAGAAAUACAGUGUCCUGAUGCUUGAUGAGGCUCAUGAACGAACCCUCUACACAGACAUCGCUGUCGGACUUCUCAAGAAGAUUCAGAAGAAACGCGGAGAUCUGCGACUCAUUGUGGCGUCAGCUACUCUAGAUGCUGAGCAAUUUCGGGAUUUCUUUAACCUGAAUGAGUCUGGAAACCCCAGUAAGGAUACCUGUGGGAUUCUAACAGUGGAAGGGAGGUCAUUCCCUGUGGAUGUCUUUUAUACAAUAAGCCCAGUUCCUGACUAUGUGAAGGCCACAGUGGAGACGGUGAUGAAGAUCCACGAGUCUGAAGGAGAUGGGGACGUCCUGGCAUUCCUCACUGGGCAGGAGGAGGUGGAGACAGUGGUGUCCAUGCUGGUAGAGCAGUCCCGGGCCCUGUCCCGCUCGGGGAUGAAGAAGCACCUACGAGCUCUUCCCAUGUACGCCGGCCUGCCCUACUCUGAGCAGAUGAAGGUUUUCGAGAGGGUGCCCCAUACUGUGCGCAAGGUGGUUGUUGCCACCAACAUUGCAGAGACCUCCAUCACUAUAAACGGCGUGGUGUUCGUCAUUGACUGCGGGUUUGUGAAGCUGAGGGCCUACAAUCCCAAAACAGCCAUCGAGUCCCUGGUAGUGGCUCCUGUCUCCCAGGCAUCGGCCAGUCAGAGAGCAGGAAGAGGCGGCAGAAACCGGGCCGGGAAGUGUUACCGGCUGUACACAGAAGAAGACUUUGAAAAGUUACCCCUGUCGACAGUCCCCGAGAUGCAGCGCACUAACUUGGCCCCCGUGAUCCUGCAGCUGAAAGCCCUGGGGAUAGACAACGUUCUGAGGUUCAGCUUCCUGUCUCCUCCCCCUGCCCAGUCCAUGGUACAGGCUCUGGAACUGCUCCUUGCACUUGGAGGGUUGGAUGAGCAAGGCCGACUGACUGAGCCACUGGGAAUGCGGAUGGCUGAAUUCCCCCUCAUUCCCAUGUUUGCGAAGAUGUUACUGGAAUCGGGGAGUUUCGGCUGCUCUGAAGAGAUUGUGACCAUCGCAGCCAUGAUGCAGAUCCAGAACGUGUUCGUCUCUCCUCCCAGCCAGAAGAAGGCAGCUGCCAGGAAGCACAGGAAGUUUGCCGUGGCAGAAGGGGACCAUCUGACCAUGCUGAAUGUUUAUGAAGCCUUCGUUAAGAAUCACAGGAGCUCGCAGUGGUGCCAGGAACACUUCCUCAACUACAAAGGGCUGCAGAGAGCUGCAGCUGUGAGGGAGCAGCUCUGGAGACUGCUGAUCAAGUUCAGAGUCCCCAAGAAGUCCAGCGAAGGUGACCCGGAGGUUAUUCUGCGCUGCAUCGUCUCGGGGUUCUUUGCCAACGCGGCCAGGCUUCACCAUUCAGGGGCGUACAGGACGCUUCGAGAUGACCAUGAGCUGCAUAUUCAUCCCACCUCUGUGCUCUACGCUGAGAAGCCACCUAAAUGGGUAGUGUACAACGAGGUGGUGCAGACAUCCAGGCACUUCCUGCGGGACGUGUCUGCAAUAGAGUCCUCUUGGCUGGUGGAACUGGCCCCUCAUUUUUACCGGAGGGGAACGCAUUCAUCGGGUUCAAAGAGAACAAAAGUAGUUUGAGCAAAGACUGAGACUGCCUGGCCCAUACAGGUCACUACUGUAGAGGGCAUUAAGCAACAGAACUGCUGCAGGAUGGGACACGGAAACAUGUGAGGGGACCCGGGCCAGGCGAACCAAAGAGUGAACACUGUGUUAAAAAAAAAAAAAAAAAAACGCUAGGUUGUCCCUGUACUCCAUGUCAGGGAAGCACUUGAUGAAGCUGUGCUCAUUCACUGUAUUGAGUGUGAUCUACGCUGACAUGGAGAUGUUUGAAAACAGCAAGCAGAGAACUGCUUCCUUGACAAGCGAGUCAAGGGAGAACCUUAACACUGUGCUGCUGCCCUUGCUUACCCUCUGGGUAUUGCUCUAUAUAUUCCUCCAUUGCUCCAUUUUCAGAAUGUUUUGACUAGCCAGUGUGUUUAAUUAGAGAGACAUGAGUUGUCACUUCUGAAACCUGCUUGCUAUUAGGUCGCUCUGU
This is a messenger RNA of Polyodon spathula (Mississippi paddlefish), 2811 nucleotides long. RefSeq names its product probable ATP-dependent RNA helicase DHX35. The record is from RefSeq and is a predicted model, not a curated record. Gene Ontology annotation, molecular function: RNA binding. Lineage: Eukaryota; Metazoa; Chordata; Actinopteri; Acipenseriformes; Polyodontidae. Gene Ontology annotation, cellular component: catalytic step 2 spliceosome; intracellular anatomical structure. The transcript has 22 exons. Bases 255 to 2354 code for a protein of 699 amino acids.